Molecule: messenger RNA, 130 nt
Organism: Racocetra persica
Lineage: Eukaryota; Fungi; Glomeromycota; Glomeromycetes; Diversisporales; Gigasporaceae
Source: the annotation of a GenBank genome assembly
GUUCGCUAAAACAGAUAAUGAAAAACAAAAUGUACAUAGAUUCAUAAAUUACCAACCGUAUUUUGCAGAAAAGAAACCUAAAAGUCCGGUCAGUCAAGAAAAUGCUUCGAAACGGAACUUAGAAUUCUGA